Molecule: messenger RNA, 453 nt
Organism: Eutrema salsugineum
Lineage: Eukaryota; Viridiplantae; Streptophyta; Magnoliopsida; Brassicales; Brassicaceae
Product: defensin-like protein 249
Exons: 1
Coding region: 58-453 (131 amino acids)
Biological process (GO): signal transduction
Source: RefSeq, a predicted model, not a curated record
UCUAUAUGUAAAAUAUUAGUGUUUGCUUGGAGACAAUCAAAACGAAAAGAAAAAAACAUGAAGUUAUCUGCAAUCUUCUUGGCUAUUUGUGUCUUAUUCUCCCUUCUCCCAAGCCACCUUUCAUUAGGUCUUUAUCUUUCUCCUGAAAUUUUUUACAGUUUUGCUUGCACAACUCCGGUUUACCCAAACCAGCUUGGUUUAACUCAUUUUUAUAUUUAUUUUGUUGAUGAAUUAGGUGAACCAAGCUUGAUCGCUACCGAGAAAAGGCAAUGGUGCCCGUUUAAAAAACAAAUGUUCAGAGGUUCAUGCUCAAAAGAUGGAGGACAACAAUGUCUAAAUGACUUAUUACGUACAUGGGAUCCAAGUGUAAGGCUCAGCCCAGUCUACUGCAAUUGCACCACUAAACCUAACAACAAGCGUCUCUGCAGUUGUCCUAACAUGAUUUGCCCCUAA